Messenger RNA from Mucor mucedo, 552 nucleotides. RefSeq lists its product as uncharacterized. The transcript has 3 exons. The record is from RefSeq and is a predicted model, not a curated record. The coding region runs from base 1 to 552 and encodes 183 amino acids. Lineage: Eukaryota; Fungi; Mucoromycota; Mucoromycetes; Mucorales; Mucoraceae.
AUGGAAUUAGACAUUUCUGAACUUUACCGACAACAAUGUCUCCACUACAGCAUCCUCGAUGUUUUUUACGAUCUGAACGAUAUUGUUCUUCCCUCCAGAGACCGUCCUGGAACGGACAUGAUCUCAAAGCUCAUUCUUCAAGAAAGACCCAUCUUUUACAAGAAAACUUACAGAAGCCUUUUGAUUCCCUUUGCGAGUAUCUGUUUGUUCCUGAUGCGACAAGAUUCAUCUCUUCUUCGCUCACGGUAUAACUCUGAUGAAACAAUAGAGUUUCUAUACCGUUUGGCACAACGUCAUGUCGGCACUACAAUUAUUGAACACGAGCGUAUUGUUGAUGAGUUCCUCUCAUUUUCGAUUGAAUUAAAGACUCGGCUGGAAGAAGCCAUUAAUUUACAAGAAAACGACAACAAAAAUGCGGCCGUGUCUCAACUAAAGAACACAAUUUCUUUAGUCAAUUCAUACCAAGAGAAGUGUAAAGUACUUUCUACUGCUGCUGACUCUGACCCUGUGUUAUCAGGGUCAGCAUCACUAUCGUCAUCGAUUGAUCCCUAG